AUGGGUUCUCGGGCAGAAUAUACAGAAAGAGAGAUACAGCGAGUCUUAGACGAAAAUGAUUUUAGUGACCGAAGUGAUGAAUUAUAUUUAUCAAGUUAUCAACCUGAGGAGUAUGAGGAAACUGAAGAAGAGGAGAAUGAAGACACUGUAAGUGAUAUUGAAAGAGAAGUAUUGAGAAUAAUAUCACAUAGGUGUCGAGAACAAUCAUCGAAGCCGAGCGUGAAGUACCUCCAAAGUGAAAAUAAAAGUUUUUAUGUAUUUUCUCAUUCAUGUUCAUAUGUGUAA
This is a messenger RNA of Arctia plantaginis, 285 nucleotides long. The record is from the annotation of a GenBank genome assembly. NCBI's taxonomy places the organism in Eukaryota, Metazoa, Arthropoda, Insecta, Lepidoptera, Erebidae.